CAAGGUAGUGGUAUUGGUGCAUCUCAAGCCUCAUGCAGAUAGCCACAAACAUAGCAUUUUUUGAAAGAGCAUGUAUUUUUUUAUUAGACAUGCUGCCAAACUAUGUGGGAUCCCAAUCCGAUCAGUAGAAAGGCCUCAAGAUACUCUAACAGCAAAAGUUGUCCUUAAAACUUCAAGCGAUGCAGCUUAUCUUGCUCUUUUGAACUUGGUGAAUUCUAAGUUGGAUGAGUUUAUGGCACUUACAGAAAAUAUCAACUGGACUUCAGAAGAAAUUUCCGAACGUAAUAGCGAGUAUAUGAAUGAGGUGGUUAUUUACGUUGACACCAUUUUGUCAACGGCACAGCAAAUUUUGCCUUUGGAUGCACUGUACACGGUUGGAAGUGGGGCUCUUGAGUACAUUUAUAAUUCUAUUGUGUCAGCAUUUCUUAGUGAUAGUGUCAAGAGGUUCAAUGCAAAUGUAGUCAUGGCUCUAAACAAUGAUCCACAGAUGCCAGAGAAUUUUGCUGAUGAGAGAUUUCACAGCACUGACUUGAGCGAGAUAUACAAGGAUGGUAGUUUUAGAAGCUACUUGAUAGAAGCUCGACAACUAAUAAACCUUUUGUCCAGCAGUCAACCAGAGAACUUCAUGAAUCCUGUGAUUAGGGAGAGGAAUUACAAUGCUUUGGAUUACAAGAGGGUUGCUGCUAUCUGUGAAAAAUUCGAAGAUCCUGCAGACGGGAUCUUUGGGAGCCUUUCAAGCAGAAACACGAAGCAAAGUUCUAGAAAGAAAUCAAUGGACAUGCUGAAGAAAAGGUUGAAAGAAUUCAACUGAGAAGGAUUCUAUGGCCAAAAACAGAGAAAAAAGACUCAGAAGGAUUCAACAUUUUCUCUACGUUAGAAGUAGUUGUGCCUAAUUUCAUAUAGAUAUGUCUUCUUUCUUUUCCAUAUUUUUAUUGAUGUUCAGAAUGACAAGGAUUGGUUUGCUUUGAUGUUAAUAAAGUUCUUUAUUUUUC
This is a messenger RNA of Rubroshorea leprosula, 992 nucleotides long. Lineage: Eukaryota; Viridiplantae; Streptophyta; Magnoliopsida; Malvales; Dipterocarpaceae. The record is from the annotation of a GenBank genome assembly.